UUAUUUUGUCUUGCAGGCAGUGUCCCAUCCCUAGCAGCAGGUCUUCUCUUUGGUGGUUUGGCUGGUUUUGGUGCUUACCAGACAUCACAGGAUCCCAAAAAUAUUUGGGUGUCUUUAGCUGCAUCUGGGACACUUGCUGCUGUCAUGGGAAAGAGAUUCUAUAACUCACGCAAAAUCAUUCCAGCUGGUCUCAUCGCUGGAGCGAGUGUCCUGAUGCUGGCAAAACUCGGAGCCAGAAUGCUACAGAAACCACAGCAAUCGUAAUACCCAAACAGAAAUCACUGUCUGCUUUCAUUCAAACUAUUUUCUUUGACAUGUCAUAGCUCAUUGUCAUAUUUUGUUUCAAAUGUAAAAUAAAAAUGUAGUUGUCAGGUGAAUAUCUGAAUUAAAGACUUCUGGUAAAAACA
Molecule: messenger RNA, 407 nt
Organism: Cyprinus carpio (common carp)
Lineage: Eukaryota; Metazoa; Chordata; Actinopteri; Cypriniformes; Cyprinidae
Product: transmembrane protein 14C-like
Exons: 3
Biological process (GO): regulation of heme biosynthetic process
Cellular component (GO): mitochondrial membrane
Source: RefSeq, a predicted model, not a curated record